UAAAAGUCUUGCUCAGCCGCUGCAGCGACCUGGCUCAAACUUUACUUUUCACCUAAGAUUUAUGUUUCUGCGUUUAUCUGUCUGUGCCAACAGCCUAUAAAACAUUUUUUUCUCAUAGUGGCCGCUCGACAAGUGAAGCUUUGAAAAGAGGCUCGGCUCCGUUUUGACUAAGCCGAAAAAGUCCGCGGGGAAGUUCCCUAGGAAAUCCCCAAGACUGCGCGGGGAUAUUAUUCUCAAACAAUUGACCUCCUCGGUUUGUUUCUAAAGACGCGGAGCAGAGGCGUCACAUGCUGGAUUACUAACCCGUCUGCCGUUGAGAUCUACUCAGAAAAAAAAGAAAGAAAGCCCCGCGAUGGACAGCGUCGGCCUGAACUCGGACAAAAUGCGGAGCUACAGCGUGCUGAAUACUUUGUACCACGAGACGCGGCAGGAGAUCGAGCUGCUCAACAAGCAGAUCGCCGUCAAGGACAACAUCAUCUCGGACCUGAAAGCCCGGCUCGGCCGGCACGAGAGGAUCUACAUGACGGUGGGGGACCCCGGCGGGGACCCCUUGGUGGUCGGACCGUCCGGCUCGCUGGUGGAGAGCCUGGUGAAGGAGCUGUGCAAACUGAAGCAGAAGAAGAGCGACGUGGAGUUCAAGGCCGCGAGGCAAGCGGAGGAGAUCCAGAGGCUGAACCUGCAGCUCAGAGAGAAGGAGCUGGAGCUGGAGAGCGUCCGCUGCCAGCCGGACCACGAGAAGGACCAAGAGAUCCAGCGGCUGCGCGCCGCCCUGGAGGAGCGCGAGCGGACGGAGGCCACCAGGACCGUCCUGUGCACGUCCCUGGCCGAGGAGGCCGAGCAGCUGCGAGGCCAGCUCGGGGCGACCGUGAGGGUGUGCCAGGAGCUGCUGUCCAGGCUGGAGAAGGACAAAAAGGGGGCAGCGGAGGUGGAGGACCCGGCCCAGCAGCCAAAGACAUCAGAGUCUGCUGACGUGAGCGCGGCGAAUGCUCAGAUCCGACAGCUGGAGGAGGAGAACCGGCAGCUGAAGCAGCGUGUGGCCUAUGUCCAGGGUCUGAACUCUCAGUGGCAGAAGUACGACUCCAGCAGGGAGGACUACAUCCGAGGCCUGUGCCAGAGGCUGAAGGAGAGCGCGGGGCCGGGUCUGACGCCCCUGGCCGGGUCGGUCAGCACGGGGCUGCUCAGCCAGGAGAUCUCCAGGCUCAACGUCUUGCUGGACGAGAAAAUAAGCGAGUGUGCCCGGCUGAACAGAGAGGCGGACGGGAUCCGGAGGCAAGACAAGGAGCGAAUCCAGACUCUGGAGCAGCAGGUUCUCAUCUAUACUGAUGACUUUAAGUCGGAGCGAGCCGACAGGGAGCGAGCACAGAGCCAGAUUGAAGACCUGAAGGAGCAGGUCUCUCAGUUAAAGCAGCAGCUGUGCAAACAGCAGGGCGCGAGCAGAGACAACAGAGAGCUGGUACCCAUGUGUCGCGUGCACAUCGGACACCGGAUCACCUCAAGGCGAAGCAAAGACACUUCCCAGCCGCUGCUGAGGAGCGCCGCCGAGAGGAAGCAGCAGCAGCAGCAGCCGCCGCCGCCACCGCCGCCCGCAGCGUCCGCCGCCAACAUGUCGAACUCGGCCUGGAACGACUCCCCGGGCCUGUCGGAGCUGCAGUGCCCGCAGUGCCUCGCCAGGUUCAACGACACGGACGCCGCUGAAUACCUGAACCACUGCGAGGAGUGUGCCCGGUUGUGAACGGAUACGACACUCUGAAGACCGGCACUACACUGCAGAGCAUCACCUGAGCGGACAUUCCAGUUCGGACACGCGUGACUGCAAACCAAACAACUGACUUAAGACCACUUUGGGUUUUUUUUUUUUGUUUUGGUUCCCCCAGCACAGUGAGGCAAAACCGUACAACCCAAAGUUCCCAUGUUACGACAGGAGUGAUCUCACCGGGGAUCCACUGACACAAAAACGAAAAAUUCCAGCGUGAGAUUGUGAGUGCCCUCCCGUGGCACUGUGGGAGAUCGUUGUGGCGUCAGGAAGAGGAUGUUAAUGCAAUAUAUCAGAUAUCAUAUACCUCAUUGAGUCAGAUUACUAAACCUGUUGCACUUUGUGGACAUUAAGCCAAAAAGCAAUCGUAUAGGAGAGACUCAUGAUGCAUAAGCUUAUUUUGGAUGGAGGCAUCGUGUUGAUGUGGUGCUAUUGUUCAUUUUUCUAUCUUGUAUGUAUGUAUAUGUAUAUAUAUAUAUAUAUAUUCAUAAGAUUUAAAAUAUAUAUAACUAUAUUGUUAUAUUUAUUCUCUAUAUAUCUAACUGGAAAAGGCUAAUAUUUGUAAUAACUGUGCAAUGUCUCGUCCCUUAUUUUAGCGAAGCCACUGUUUUUACACGUUUUAUAUGUUAAAUUGGGAUCAAAUAUGUUGCACAUAUUACAACCAGGAGACAACAUCUGAAGUCCUCUUCAGGAACAACGUCGAACAACCUCUCAACUGACAAUGUGCUUAUUUUUGGAGCUGUACCGUUUUCCUGGAGGCGGCACGUUAUUUUUGUAAUAAAAGACUUGAUUACCCACUUCACCUCUGAUCGCAU
Molecule: messenger RNA, 2568 nt
Organism: Salarias fasciatus (jewelled blenny)
Lineage: Eukaryota; Metazoa; Chordata; Actinopteri; Blenniiformes; Blenniidae
Gene: tnip2
Product: TNFAIP3 interacting protein 2
Exons: 6
Coding region: 353-1732 (459 amino acids)
Biological process (GO): regulation of transcription by RNA polymerase II; positive regulation of canonical NF-kappaB signal transduction; toll-like receptor 2 signaling pathway
Molecular function (GO): K63-linked polyubiquitin modification-dependent protein binding
Source: RefSeq, a predicted model, not a curated record